This is a messenger RNA of Homo sapiens (human), 390 nucleotides long. It is a transcript of the gene FAM131B, whose product is annotated as family with sequence similarity 131 member B. NCBI's taxonomy places the organism in Eukaryota, Metazoa, Chordata, Mammalia, Primates, Hominidae. The record is from RefSeq and is marked validated.
GAGCACCCUCUGCAUCGUCGCCAUCCCCAGCAAGGGGAGGUGGAGGCAGGGGAAAGUCUGGGGUAGGAAGGAGAAAGACGUCGGCCGGGGUCCCUCUACCCCUCACCCAAGCUCCCCUCAGUUAACCGCUCUAACCCCUAACCCAAGAACUCUCUCAGGGGUCCCAGAGCGUGUGGGGAAGCAAAGGAGGGGCGCAGGGCGCCCUGGGAGUACCAGGUCAGGAAAGGCCGGGCGCACUGCCGAGGAGUGGUGCAGCUCCCGUUACACUUCGGAAAACGGACCCGGAGGGGAAGAUUCGUGCCCCACAUUCCCGACUCCCACUCCCAGGCGGGGGACUUGGAACGGUCCCAGGAGCCCUGGCUCCCAGCCACGAGCUCCACGAUGAGGUAA